Messenger RNA from Funneliformis mosseae, 245 nucleotides. The record is from the annotation of a GenBank genome assembly. NCBI's taxonomy places the organism in Eukaryota, Fungi, Glomeromycota, Glomeromycetes, Glomerales, Glomeraceae.
CGAGAAGGAAACCUGCAAAACUUAAAGCACAUCUUAUAAAUGAAUGUUUGCAAUGUUUAGAAGAUAUAAAUAAAUUUUGGCGAAUUAAAUUUGCUUCAGAAAAAACUGCUUAUACACAUUCACCAAAAGUUUCAACUUUUCAACUAUCACUUAAACAACAAACUAUUAUGGAGCAUUUUGGAUCUGAUAAGGAAUUGCCAUUUGCAAUUACAAAACAGAUUGAUCGUUUUUUACUUAAAGCAUAG